AACAUUUGCAAUUGCAUAAAAGCUUAGGGAUGAAUUCCUAGCGAACCCAGCCACAUAAGUCAAACCACCAACCAUCCAUCACAACGCCCUGACCUCCCAGGCAAAGCGACCGGCUUAAGCAUGCAAGCUUCAUACAACAUGCACCCAAUUAGAAUUUCAGUCUUGCGUUCUCAUUCAGGCUCUUCAACAAGGUUACUGGUCCGUCUCCGGCAUCUGUCGCAUGCUGCGUCCGCGUCCGCGCGCUUGACCAGCCUGGAGACCGCACCAACCAGUACCAUCGGACCGGCUCCACCUCCCCCACGGACGGUCAGUGACGCAGUGCGACAGGCCAGGAUGUCACUGCGGCUGUACCGAGAAUCCGCAGCCGCUGACUCUGCCGCCCGCCGCACCAGUAAUCACAGGAGGGCCGAACAUACCAAUAACACUGGCGCCACCACCACCACCACCACCACCACCACUACUAGUGCCACUUGGGAAAAUAACGAGGUGGUUGAGGAACAAGGGUCCAUGCAAAGAAGAGGCGGUAUGGCUUCCACCACCCCAUCAGGUUCUGGAUCCGAAUUCGAGUCUAGAUUUGAAUCUGGAUCUGGGUCGCUAGCAGAUGCCGCAGCAGAGGGGCCCCGGCGUCUGAUCAUCGAGCUGCCUCUGCCCUCCCAACGAGUCGGCUUCCUGGGUAGAGGCUCUUCCCUCCCCUCGGACCUGGUGAUGCUCCUCGACGAGGGGGACUAUCCAGGGGGGGUGCUGCAGAGGUUCAGAGUGCUCAGAAAGCUGGUGGACGAACUGCUGGAGGGGUACGAUGCUGAGUUCCUGGGCUUGCUCGAGGACUCUGCGGAUGGCGUGGGACUCUGGUCGUGCGGUCGAGAUAUGACCUUGGUGGCGAACAUCACGAACGCCACGGUCCCUUCCCUGAUAAAGCUCUUGGACGGCUGGUACGGCAGCCGUACGACGUCCCCAGAGCACACCGUUAUUGCAGUCAACCCCCAGUGGACGGAUGCGAGCAGUGUCGGGCAGCCCUGGCAGACGUCCUUGCGACAACGAGCUGCGGAGGUUCUCGACGAGGCGACAUGGAGCACCUUGUACUGCGCCCGGGUGCUGAGAGGCAGUCGGGGGGCCAACGGACUGCUGCACAGGGCCUGGCCGCACCGCUGGACUCUGUACCCCACCGCGACACCCGACACGCGGUACGUGGGUGGCUGUCUACUGGCCUCCCCCACUCGACCCCCCGCGGACCUCAUACUCUCCAAACUCAAUGAAGCCAAACCUGACAUGAAGGAAAAGGCGAAGGAGCUUGGGUUGGACGAGCCUGGCUGGUUCUGAAAGUACGGCAUGUACGGCGAUCUCCGCCGAGAUGUACAGCGCGUAGUUACCAUUCGGGAGGUCUUCAUUGAGAAGUGUGACGAGCAAGAUGAACAUGCGGAAUGUGAAAAAAUGCACGAGACGACGCUUUGCAGGAAGGCGGGGUUACUUUCGUUUUGACUUUUUUAAUUAUUGGUGGUCUAUUGUAAGGAUUUAAUGAUGAUUGAAAUCAUUGACGGCACUCUGUACGCUUGAAAUUUAUGUGGAGAGAUGGUCGUCGGUAUGUUGAGCUGAGAGGCUUUCAGUGGGGGCGGGACUGGCCGCGGGUGAGUGAAGGUACCUGAGGGUAACUUGUCGUCACGUCAAACACAACGCAAUGCAUUACGCAAUCGUUUUGCACUCCAUACGACUUGUCCUAGUUAACGAAAUUGUCGAAUACCCCGCCUCAACACCUCCAUCCGUUGACCGGAACAUUCUCAGAAAACCAAACGGUUCAGCCAUCGAUGCCAAUCGAACAUGCGCACCUCGGGGCCCAGCAAAGUCCGACCGCAACAAUACAUUUCUCCCAACUCCAAAUUUCGGUUUUCGCUUUGAUCAGAUGCGAUAGUAUGCCGUCUUAAGCGUGCACGGCCCCCGCGCGCCCGAAACGGCGCCUCUGCUUUACUCGCCGCUGACGCCUCCCCGCCCGCAGCCGCUGCCGGCCGUCAGCUCAUGUACGUUGUGCCACAGUACACAGGGCCUGACAGCCGAUAAAGCAGAUCUCCGCCACGAAACCCUCCACCCCGCCCCACCCCGAGACGCUGUAGCAUGCAAAAAAACACAAGGUGUAGCCCCCAGGUGCCGCGCUGCCCCCCAGGUCCCUAACAUCGCAGCUCCCGCAGCGGGGUAGCGGUGUACAUUUCACACCACCACAUUCCCCCGGCGCAAUGCCACCAACACGCGAAUCCCAUGAGCACCGCCUUCACCCCCACCAACCUCAACCCUCACCCCCCAACCCCAGGACAGCUCGAUAUAUCCCACAGCUGCCGCAUCACCCCCACGGUACCGCGGCGAAUACACCCAUUCCUUCCCUCCUUCCUGCAACACCCCAAAACACACACACAUACAUACACACGCACAGACGCGCUCCUUUUCCUUCCGUGGGUCAAAACAGUCAAUGGCGCCUCCGCGCACACAAUCUCCCACCCUCGCCUCCUGGUCUCCCUCCACAACCCCGACCAGCGCACUCCCGCUGCUUCACGUGCGCAUUCCGCAGCUUCCUGGCCCCGCGGCUACAGCGACAAAAAGGUUACAUAAAUACUGCCGCGCCGCCUCCCUCCUAACCAGCCGAUCAGUCCCAUGCAUUCGCCUUCCCCUGACGAGAGGACCUCCCUCCUCCUCCACCUGCACAGAGGGGCAGCACAGCCCCU
Messenger RNA from Volvox carteri f. nagariensis, 2705 nucleotides. RefSeq lists its product as uncharacterized. The coding region runs from base 121 to 1317 and encodes 398 amino acids. The transcript is spliced from 8 exons. NCBI's taxonomy places the organism in Eukaryota, Viridiplantae, Chlorophyta, Chlorophyceae, Chlamydomonadales, Volvocaceae. The record is from RefSeq and is a predicted model, not a curated record.